This is a messenger RNA of Sinocyclocheilus rhinocerous, 1266 nucleotides long. RefSeq lists its product as uncharacterized. The transcript has 4 exons. Bases 68 to 604 code for a protein of 178 amino acids. Gene Ontology annotation, biological process: cilium organization. Lineage: Eukaryota; Metazoa; Chordata; Actinopteri; Cypriniformes; Cyprinidae. The record is from RefSeq and is a predicted model, not a curated record.
UCCCCCCUUUUUAAUAUAUCCUUUUAGGUCUGAGGUGUAUUGAGAACAUUGUACUUUAAGAAGCGUGAUGAUUGACGACUUCGAAAGCCAUGCGGUCCGAUCUACUGGAGAUCUGUGGUCUGAGGUCUGCUCCAGUCUGCCUGAGCCUCAGGAACAGGAUGGUGGACAGUUUACAGACUCAUUUGAGCCUUCCUCUCCAGGAAACCCUCAGACCAACUCUCCCAGAGCUUCUUUCUGCCCCUGGGAACCAAUGGCUGACUCUGAGGUUUACAUUGCCAGUUUAGAAAAUCGAUUGAAGAGGAUCAAGGGACAAUCGAAUGAAGUAACAUCAAGGGAAAUGCUCCGUUCCUUGUCCCAGGCUAAAAAGGAAUGCUGGGAUAGAUUCCUUCAUGAUGCCCAAACUUCCGAAUUGUUCCAGGAAGGGAACUUUGAUCAGAGUGCUUUGGAGCAGUUCAAGCGCUGGCUGUCUCCUGAAAGGGUGGCCAUCAACGCAGAAGAGCUGGAGUACCUUCUCUUGCCCACACAGAACAGUGAGGCUCCUGCCAGCUCAACCCAAACUGACAAGCUAUGUGAGGGGGAAGAGUGCCCGAGCCCAGAGAAAUAACCAUAUCACAGCAAUAACUGACCAGCAGUGUUAGGGGAAUUAAGAGAAUAUGAGGUCUUGUUGUGGAGUAUUACGAUCCAUUUAAUGGGAUCAUUUGAUUCAGAUUUCUAUUAAGGUGUCUUUGGUUGUGCAUGUCUCUCAAUCUGGUUUCAACUCAAGAUUCAUUAUUGUAUCCUCAUAUUUGUAGGACUGAAAGAAAUGCAUGUGUGGAUUAAAAAAUAAAAUCUUUUAAAUUUUACUUGCCACGUAACAUGCUCUGCAAAAGCAGAAGUUGAUUUGUUGAGAGAAGUACAAGCACGAAAACUUGACUACAUUUUAUCAUGUAACAUUCCACAUAUGUUAUCAAAUGAAUUUCAUUAUUUACUAUUGAAUUUAAAUGGUAUUUUUUUUGUUAUUUACUCAUUUCCUGUAGUAUUGUUUAUACACUAAUCCAAACAUACACAAACAUUACAUUUAUAAAUGCAUUAUUUCAUGUAUAUUUGUAUGAAUUGAAAAUCUGUCAUUCGUCCCCUGAAUUCAAAUGUGUAGGUCAGUGGACUGGAUGGCCACUAAAUUAAACAUUAGUAGAGAAUGUUAGGUGUAAUAUGCCUAUUGUCGCUAAACAUGUUAGUAAUUGUACACUUUAUUCUGAAAGGAUAAUAAAAACUAUGAAGGAGCCAUAA